Trachemys scripta elegans is the source of this 6431-nucleotide messenger RNA. It is a transcript of the gene PLEKHG2, whose product is annotated as pleckstrin homology and RhoGEF domain containing G2. The transcript is spliced from 19 exons. The record is from RefSeq and is a predicted model, not a curated record. Lineage: Eukaryota; Metazoa; Chordata; Testudines; Emydidae. Bases 2674 to 6306 code for a protein of 1210 amino acids. Gene Ontology annotation, molecular function: guanyl-nucleotide exchange factor activity.
UGGAGCAGGACUGGCUGUCAGGUCUGAUCUGCUUUUAGAGUGGGCUGGACCCCCCGAGAUUUCUGUUCUGUGGGAAAUUGCGACAUUUUGGGGGUAAAAACUUCGCUCGGCAUUAGAAUGAAAUUCCCAGGAAACAUGAAUUCUGAGGACGUUCAGUUCGGGGCCACGGAGACAUUUCAUGUUGAAUAAUGUUGGGGUUCUUUUUACUUCCCUUCUGGUUUUUGUAAUCCUUAGGGUCACGCUCAGUCCAUGUUUCCAAGGAUUUCUCGGAAGACAUGACGGCUAGAAACUCAAGCAAGCUAGAUUUGUAAGAAAUCCCAUGACUCCAAAAGCUAGGGCCUUACGCGAAGCACCAAAUAUCUUCACCCGCCACCCCCUCUUCUUUUUAUGCAUGGGAUCCUUCCGCUUGGGGUUUCUUUGUUUGGAAUGACAGGGAGGACGGGUUUUGCUUCGUCUUGGUCGCUGUCAUUGACGGUGGAGCUGUGACAAUGUGCCAGGCGCUGUACAAGAUCCAGAAAGAUGCAGUUUUAGCUUCAGGGGCGCGGCCAGAGCGCACUGCGGCUCUGGCUAUUCUUUGUCCCCCCCCUCCCCAACCCAUAGGGGGCAGCUCCUAGGAGCCUGGAGCAAGGAUGGUGGGAUCCCUUUGGGCCCCCUUUGCAUUCCCUGUAUUUUGAGCCCUGCCUGGUCCACUCGGUGCAGCCUCAGGGCUGCUCUAACGCAUGCUGCGCCCCUUCUGGGCCCUGGAGAGCAGAGAAUAGACACAGCGCAGGGCGCUCCGGCUGCGGCCCCGAUCCACCCCUACUUCCGGGGCUUUGAGCAGGGCCCUUACACCAGCCCCCGGCAGACUGGGGAGGCCCCCUGUGGGUGGGAGAUUCUCAGGGCAGCCAUUCCCACCCCAGAGCCUCCCAGGGGGACCUGAGCGUGACUGAGAAGCAGGACCCAGGAGUCCGUGAAAACCAAAGACCCAAGAACUGAUUCCCAACCGAGCCCAGGUUUGCCCUCAGUCGCCCCGGCGGAAAUCGACUGGAUUCCCCCUCCAAAGCCUGCCGCCGGGCCACGUUCUUUCUGCCGCGGAGGGUGUCCCGUUUGACCUUAUUAGGGGAUAUUUUCCCUCACUCUCUUUCUGUUUGAAGCCUGGGGAUUUGGGUGGGGGAAUCUGGAAAGCGGCAUUAGCUCAGGAAUGCGACUGGCACCCAAUCCGAGGGAACUGCUGGGAGUGUGUGUAAACCCACCCUGGUUUCUGUGCACGGAGCAGGCGUCCCCUCCACCGCUGCCCUGCUGGCGGGCAGCCGGGCCUCAUGCCCGCCCCCGGGGUCGUCAAACCCCCUCGCGGCUUCUGUUGCUGCUUGUCGUGUGGUACCGCCCUGGUCGGGAGUCGUGGGUUGCGCUAGGCGCAGUGUGGCCUAGUGGAUCGAGCGCUAGACUGGGACACAGGAAACCUGGGUUGUGUCCUCCGCUGGGUGAUCGUGGGAAAGUCCCUGGCCCCUCUGUGCCUCAGUUUACCCAAAUGCGGCUAAUGAUACUGACUUCCUUGAUAUAGUUCUUUGAGAUGUGACUGCUAACAGGAGUUAGACCAGGGAGGAGAACUCCGAACUCUCCGGGGAGGGAAGCUCUGGAACAGGCGGCCCAGGGACCUUGCGGGAUCCCCGUCACUGGGGGCUUUUAAGAACAGGCUGGACAAACCCCGGUCAGGGCCGGGCUAGGUUAACUCGGUCCGGCCUCAGCGCAGGGGGUUGAACGCGAUCACCUCUCGGGGUCCCUUCCAGCCCGAAGUUUCUAUGAUGAAAAGCGCUAGGGAUUGCUGUUGCCCUCCUCACAACCGCCGCGGGAGACAGGGAAGGAUCCUCCUGCUCAUUGUAUAGGUGGGGAAACUGAGGCAGAGGGGACUCCACGUCAGAUUGGUUUUCUGGUUACCACACCGGGCUGGGCUUGAAGAGAUCCGGGUUGGAUUCCUGGCGCUGCCACAGACUCACUAUGGAAUCUAGGGCCCUUCGUGUAUCUUUGGGCCUCAGUUUCCCCAUGGGGUGGAUGAUUCUUCCUUUGUCUAUAGGGCGUAUCUAGAUGGGGAUGUUACUCCGGAUUAAGGUAGGGUGUGAACCGUGCACCAAGCGAAGUGCCUUUUUCCGACUCAGCUUAUUCCACUUCCGAAGUGGAUCGGACUGGAAGUUCUUUGGGUCGGGGGUGGCUCUGGGUCUGUGCAGCACCCGGCGCGGUGGGGCCCCAAUCUUAGCUGGGACCUCUGGGUGCUACCGUAAUAGACCUAAAAGUUGCUCCACCUGUAACCCCAGACCCGACCCUGUGCAACACCCGGCAUGAUGGGGCCUGGACCUUAUCAGGGGCUGCUAGGUCCUACCAAAAUAUACCAAAUAAUAAAAAAUACUACACAGGGCGUUUGUAGCAGAGCUGGAGACUGACAGCCCCAUGCCCUAACCUCAAGGCCAGCCUGCGUCUGCUGGCGGGGGUGGGAACCUACUUGUAUUUGGGUUUAUUUCGGGGGGAGGCUGUCUUGUCCCAUCAACCCCCCCAUCUUUUUCCGUUGGAUCCUUCCGUCUAGAACGUGAAGGGGGACGGUCGUUGCUACGUCUCCAUCCCCAUUAUCGAUGAGCUGCGAUUGCCUUCAACGUGCACCUGACACCUGCUGCUGGCCGGACGUCCGUCGCAGACCACAGCACCAUGCCUGAGGGAGCCCGUCGAGGCAGCAAGAAGAAAGCAGGCAGUCAAGUGGCCGCCAGACCAUCCUCCGUGUCCUCACUGAGCGGGAUCGCCGGCGGCAUGGCCGCCGCCGCCAUCUCGGGCAGCUGCACCUCGGUCAACACGGUGUGCUCGGACGGCGAGCGGCCCGUCAGCCUCAGCUCCUCCGCUUCCUCCGCCUCCCUGCCCGACAGCCAGAGCGCCUUCGGCAGCAGCGGGGCCUUGGGCGGGGGCUGCCCCGCCGGCUACCCGCCCGACGCCCAGCAGAACGGCAGCGACAUCAGCCUCGAUCUCACCCCGGUGGCGCUGCUGGAGGGGCCGGCCGAGGGGCCCCCGGGGGGCGCCAAGUGUGGCGGUGGCAAUGCCUGGUCCCCCGGGCCUGCCAGAGCCAGGGAACGGCGGGUCAAGCUGUCCCAGCUGGACCGGGUGGUGCUGGAGAUUGUGGAGACGGAGCAGGCGUACGUGCGGGACCUGAGAAGCAUCGUGGAGGAUUAUCUUGGCUGUAUCAUAGACAGUGGACAUCUGCCCCUCAAACCCGAGCAAGUAAGCGCUUUGUUCUGCAACAUCGAAGACAUCUAUGAGUUCAACAGUGAGCUCCUGGAAGAGCUGGAGAGCAGCAGCAGCGCCCAUGCCAUCGCCGAGUGCUUCGUGCAACGGAGCGAGGAAUUUGACAUCUACACCCUGUACUGCAUGAACUACCCCAACUCGGUGUCGGUGCUGCGGGAGUGCAUGGAGAACCAGGUGCUGGCGGGGUUUUUCCGAGAGCGCCAGGCCACGCUGUGCCACUCUCUGCCCCUGGAGACCUACCUGCUAAAACCUGUCCAGAGGAUCCUCAAAUACCAUCUCCUGCUGCAGGAGCUGGCCCGGCACUGUGAGCGGAGCAGCGCAGGCUACGAGGCGGUGGAGGAAGCCAUCAUCACCAUGACGGCCGUGGCCUGGUACAUCAACGACAUGAAGCGGAAGCAGGAACACGCUGCCCGGCUGCAGGAGCUGCAGGGGCUGCUGGUGGGCUGGAUGGGGCCGGAGCUGGAGGCCUUCGGGGAGCUGGUGCUGGAGGGGCAGUUCCGGGUGCAGCGGGUGCGGCGGGAACGCGCCUUCUUCCUCUUCAGCAAGAUGCUGCUGGUUGCCAAGCGCCGCGGGCCGGCCUUCGUCUACAAGAGCCACAUCUUCUGCUGUAACCUGGCCCUGUCGGAGAGCCUCAAGGACCCCCUGAGCUUCAAGAUCUCGGACCUCACCAUCCCCAAGCAGCAGCACGUGGUGCAGGCCAGGAACCAGGAAGAGAAGCGGGUGUGGAUCCAUUACCUGAAGCGUCUGAUCGUUGAGAACCACCCGGCGUCUAUCCCUCAGAAGGCCAAGCAAGUGCUGCUGGAGAACAGCUUCCAAAGCUCCCCGGAGAUCCGCUGCAGCCCGGAGCCCCUGAAGACGCCGGCCCCCUCUCCAAGGAUGGAGGACGCCUGGGGCUUCCCCCGCAGCAGGCGGCAGUCAGAGCCGCCCAAAUUCAUGUGCAGCCCGGAGAGAGCCCGCAAAAGCUGCCCCGUCAUCCAGCUGGACGGCGCCAUUCAGUACCGCCGGGGGCGCAGGCAAUCCGAGCCGGCCACUGAGCUGAGCCAGAUGGGGCAGGAGCAGAACGGUCGCUGUCGGGGGCUCCCGGCCACCCCCAAAUUGAAGCACGCGGGCAGCGAGGGGGAGCUGUUCCCCGCCCCACCGCCACUGGCGCUCUCGGGCAGCGUCUGCACCCUGGACUCCAGCGUGGCCGAGGAGUCAGACCCCGGCGAGGACGCCGAGUCGCCCCCGUUCUGCCUGGCCGAGGAGCCGCUGUCCAUCACCGAGGAGAUCCUGGAGCUGCUCACCCAGAGGGGGCUAAGCAGGGACCUGGGGACAGAGGAGACGCCCUGGGGGCAGGGGGAGCAGCGCCCCGGGAGCCCCACUCCACAGCCGGAGCAGGAUCCGCCUCUGAGCCGAGCCGUGCUGGGAGAACGAGCCGAGGGAAGCGAGGUUCAGGAGGGAGACGCUGCCGAGCGAGACGAGCCCCACCCUGGCAGCCUCGGCGUGACGCAACCCCUCCCACCGCGCCAUCCCCCUCGCAGCGAAUUGGAGGAGAAGCAGGAGCGGGGCCCUUCCCCUCUUUGUGUCCUAGAAGACCUGGGUGCAGAGGAGGCCGCCGGCAAGCCAGAGGUCCUGGCAGGGGAUAACGCCCUGCGUGCGGGGCGGGAAGCGUGCAGCGGGGAGCUCGGCUCCACCGAUGGGGCCUGCCCCCCGUACAGGGAUGGGUCAGCGCGGGACUCGCCGCUGACCCGAGACGACCGGCUGCUGAUUGAGAAGAUCAAGUGCUACUAUGAGGCGGGCGAGGCUGCCCCAGACCCCCCCGCUCGGGAGGGCGCCCUCUCCGCCCCCGCCGGCAUGGUGCGGGACUCUGUGCUCCACCUCAACCGCCUCCCCCAGCAGGAGGGUGCCAUGGACCGCGAGGGGGGCGGGGCUUCUUGGGCCAAGGCCCGCCCUGCCCGCCAGGAGGAUGCUAGGAGGAGGUGGGGCCAGUUUCUUGACCAAAACACCACCCCUCAUGACGCCAACCAAGAGGAUUCUGGGAAGGGAGAGGGCCCGGCCUUUGAUCAAGGCACUCAAUUUGGUGCCAACCAAGAGGCCCACGAGGAUGCUGGGAAGGGACAGGACCAGCCUAUCAACCCAGACAUCCAUGGCACCAACCAAGAGGAUGCGGGGAAGGGGCGGGACCAGCUCACCGACCAAGGUACCGAAGCUGGCGCCAACCAAGAGGAUGCUGGGAAGGGGCGGGACCAGCCUGCCAGCCAUGUUGCCCUGCCCCCUGCCAGCCAGGAGCCCGAGUACAAGUCGUGCGCGGAGAUCCGGCGGGCCUGGCGGGAGAAAGAGCGGGGGGCGGCGGACGCCCUGGGAGCACGCACCCCCCGCGUGAAGCAGGGCAGCAAAGGGUCGGCGGCCGCCCGCGAGCCCCCACCGUUCCUGGAGCCCCUGUGGAUUGUGGAGGAAUCGGAUCUGGCUGCCCCGCCCCGGCUGUCCUGUGGCGACGCGGUCCCUCGUGCCGAUGGUGUCCCGCCCGCCGGCUACGCCCCCCUGCCAGGGUUAUAUGAGGACACUGCCCCUUGCCUGCUGGAGAACUCGGAGCGGAUCCUCAGCAAGGUGCAAGCCCUGGCGCGGAUGUACAGCGAGAAGAUCAGCCGGGCCAAGACGGCCCGGAGGCCGCAGGACGGGCCGCGCCGCCCGGCACCCAGCAGGAUGGGCACCCUGGAAAGCCUGCGGGAGGAGAUGCCAGGGCCCUGCCUCCCUCGCUGCGAGCCCCGGCUUUACGGCCACGUGCUCAUCCGCGAGCCCUCCCUGCACGUGAACUGCGUCCAGGAGAACGUGCUGCUGGUGGCUGCCGCCCGAGGGAACGCCCUGGAUCUGCGCAGCGACCGGCCUGCACCCCUCCUGGCUUCCCGGUGCCUGGGUUCGUCCCCAGCAGAGGAGCCGGGAGCCGCCCGGCAGGAGCCUCCCCCCCCCGCUGGUGGAAUCACCCCCGAAGCUCAGCGGGGACCCCCCGAGCCCAGGCGAUCCGGUUGGGGAAGGCCCCGUCAUGGGCAGCUCUCCCCCGCCGGCUCCUGAUGCUACCAGUGGAACUGGCACGACACCCGAAGCCAGGGAUUUUGAGGGAGCCGGGUGCCCGUCGGUGCCUGGCUGCCGAGCCGAGCUGGUGGUCUGCGGGCGCCGGGGUGAGCCAAGCGCCAGGG